CAAUUUUCACUUCCCUUAUUUACCCUUUGGAUGGGCCCUAUCUCUGCCAAAGCCAGCUAGAUCAACAGGGCCAGCAACUGCUUAUAUUAAUAUUAAACUCUUGACCAAGUGUCGAGCUUUUAUUAAAUGCUCUUCCCUCCCUUUCCCUUCUAAAAUCUCUAUCUGCUCCUUUUCUUGUUUAUCUUUGUUAUGGCCGAGGUUUUAGACGACGGUGAGUUUUGGCUUCCGCCCCAGUUUUUAACUGACGAUGACUUUUUCGUCGAUGGAGUUAAGGCUACGAACAACACCAAGAAUCUUAAGGACGGUGAAUCUUUGUUUCCCUACGAGUUUCCUGGCGGGUUUAGAUCUUUCGGGUUUUCUUCGGAUCUAAGUUCUCCCGUUGAAUCCGUUCUGGGUUCUACAGAAACGGAGAGUGAUGAAGAAGACUACCUCGCUGGGUUAACUCGUCAAAUGGCUCACUCCACUCUCGAGGACGAUUCCCGCCGAACCGACGCCUCUGGAAAUCCAAAGGGAUUUGUUCUUUCUAGUUCACCGCAAUCCACCCUAUGUGCGUUACCGAGCGGUUGUGGUUGCAAGGAAGGGUCUAGCCGGGGAAGCCCAAACUGUCAAUCUCGAGUUUCUUCGCCUCCGGCAACGUGGGACCUGCUGUAUGCGGCGGCCGGGGAAAUAGAAAGGCUGCGAAUGAACGAAGAAACUUAUGGAGGAUUCAGCAACGGAGGCCUUUUCGGUCCACCAGCUAGAAAACACUGUUUGAACCUCGACGCUUCUGGCUUUUAUCCUCAACAGUCACUUUCUCAUUAUAAGCUGCGGACCACUCAUUUUCAGCAGCUAGUGAAACAGCAAAACUCGUUGGCGUGGGGAGGAUUCGAGCAGCAGCAGCAUAACCAUGUGGUCCAAAACAGAGGAUGCUAUGGUAAUGGGGCUUUGGGGUUGUCCCCAUCUGCAUGGCCCCCUCUGCAACAACAGCCACCAAACGGAUCAGGUAUGAGGGCUGUUUUCUUGGGCAAUCCAAAUGCGAAAAGUCAAUGUUCUGGAACUGGGGUUUUCUUUCCUCGGCGUUUUGGAAACUCUUCUGUACCCCGUAAGAAACCAGCUUGUCCUGCUGUUUUGGUUCCUGCUCGAGUGGCUCAGGCAUUGAAUUUGAAUCUCGAUGAGGUCGGAGCCCAACCCCAGCUUCACCAUCCUCGGCUUCGAAGUGGUGGGAAUCUCGUCGGAAAGCAAAGGCAGCGAAAUCUCAGGCCACAACAAGAAAUCAGUCACGAAAUUCUGUUACCCCAGGAGUGGACUUACUGACGACUUAUUGCAUGCAAUGUUUUACUAAUUAAUCUGUCGGUUGGGUAGAAAUUUUAAGGUUAGAAAAAGAAUCAAGGGUAACAAGUUUGUUAGUUUGCUAUAGGAAAAGUAGUAAUACAGUGUUGUAUAGGUGUUAUAAGAAGGAAAAUGUUGGUUUAUUAAGUUGGGAAUUAAGGUUUUUUGAGUUAGGGUUUAGGUUGAAAAAAAUAAAAGGAAUUUGUAGUUUCAGUGAUGGAUACCACACAGCCAACAGCUUUUGUUCGGUUUGGUAAGGCUACUAGGGAAGAACAGCAUUAAGUUAUGGGGUUAUUUUACCAUUGUAAUUCCUUGUGUUUUGAGUCAAUAAAAAGUUAUGGAUUUUGCUGCAAAA
Molecule: messenger RNA, 1663 nt
Organism: Hibiscus syriacus
Lineage: Eukaryota; Viridiplantae; Streptophyta; Magnoliopsida; Malvales; Malvaceae
Exons: 4
Coding region: 190-1293 (367 amino acids)
Source: RefSeq, a predicted model, not a curated record